AUGGAAGUGGCUCUUAAAGUGACCGGCACAAAUGGAGGACACGAAAACGUGGUCACUUUGGAUGAGAACGACGGCGACUUGUCGCCGUCAUACUUUGAGGAUGAGCUUGAAAAUGAGAAUAUUGACUACUUGGAAGGGAUAACCGCCGAGAUGUUCGCAGACGAUUUAGACUUCUCAGAGAAGCUGGUACAGGAUGAACCCGAAGUGGAACCCAUGCCCGACGCAGCCUACGGGCUCUUAGGCUGCAGUAAGCAUCUGCUGCAACCUUGCGGCCGUGUGGACGACCUACCGGAGGAAGUGCUGUGGCAGGUCCUCAGCCUCAUUCCCGCUCGAGACAUGUACAGGAGUGCCGUACUAGUGUGCCGCCGCUGGCGCAACGUGAUUGAAGACACCAACUUUAUGCCCUACAAGAAAAAGUACUUUCGCUACAUGAUGCGGGAAGAAGCUACAACGGCGGAGGUCACGUCCUUGUUGAACCAGAUGAGCGACACCAAUCCAAUAAUGACACACAACCUGGUCAUCAUGAUGGCAAACCACCAGUUUGGCAAGAGGGUGAAUCCGGAGAAGGUUCUGGAGCGUGUGAAGAAGCAUCGUUUUUACCCUCAAGCGGAGGCGUCCCUCCAAUUACACAUUCGGAAUGUCCCGAAAUGCCCGAAUCUUCAAAUUGAGAAUGGCCCAAACCCGUUUGCCGCCAUGGCGGUGAUACUGCUCCUCAGCGAGAGUGUUGACGACAUCCUAGCGUUGGUGGAUCUGUUGAACGGCACUAUGUCGAGUGGGGCCGUCACAGAGUACCUCAGCCACGCGGCCAUGUUGUUGCUCGCCGCCAGGCGGAACAAAACUACACUAAUGCCAAAUGAACGCCGAGUACAGGAAAACGACUCUUUCGUUAGCGAAAGGUUGCAUUACAACGUCUACUAUGUGCUUCACUUGAGGGAGAACGGCCCGUUUUCUGUUUGCUCCUCGGAAGAUAGCAAUUCGCGCUUGCAAAUGACCGGCGAACAGCAGCAGAUCCUCAGCCACGACAUUCAGAAAGACCACGUGAUGAAGAUUGUCGCUUUUGCAGGUAUGCUGUCCAAAAUGUGCAUUGCAGGCACGGGAAAGACAACCACACUAAUCAAGUACGCCGAGCAGCGACCGCAUCUCCGCUUUUUGUACGUCGCCUUCAACAAGUCAGUGGCGAAGGAGGCCUCGCAACGUUUCCCGUCCAACGUAGACUGCAAGACCAUCAACUCGCUGGCCUACAGAGACAUCGGAAGAAGGUACCAAAAGAAGCUGGCGUUUAAUUUGAACACAUUUUCCCUCAAUGCGGUUCUACCCAAAGGCCGAGGUGGGUUCCUCAAGGCUAAAAUAGUGCUCCAGACGCUCCAAAACUUCUUGUCGUCAGUCGAUCCCGCCAUCGGUCUGAAACACGUGCCGAGUGUUCAAGUACGUCUUCGAGGGUCUGUGAAUUACAUCAACGAAAGCGAAAAAGCAUUGUACUUGGAAGAUGCCGAAACAAUUUGGAUGAAAAUGAAGGACCCCAAAGUAACAAACGUUAACGGCUACUUCAUGACUCACGAUGGAUAUGUUAAAUUAUGGCAGCUCCAAAACCCAAAAGUCUGCCUCUCCGACCAAUACGACAUCAUUUUCCUGGAUGAAGCCCAAGACUGCACUCCGACUAUCAUGGACGUUCUGUUGCAUCAAAAAUGCGGCAAAAUUCUGGUUGGAGAUCCGCAUCAGCAGAUUUACACCUUCAGAGGAGCCAUUAAUGCGUUGCAAACAGUGGAGCACACGCAUAUAUACUACCUCACACAGAGUUUCCGCUUCGGCUCAGAGAUCGCGUUUGUGGGCGCUAGCAUCCUCACUAUGUGCAAGAAUGUGGAAAAAAUUUUAGUCGGGGGAAGACAGAAAGGCGGCGUACUGGAUGAAAAGUCGGCCCAAGCCCAACAGGAAAUAAUUGAAGGCAAAAGUCUCAGCAAGGGAUCCACCGCCAUCUUGUUCAGGAGUAAUUUAGGCGUGUUCAGCGAAGCCGUGCGCCUGAUCAAGGCCAACAACAAGUGCAACAUCCACUUCGUGGGCGGUGUGGACAAGUUGGGUUUGAGCAAGAUCAUGGACAUUUGGUACCUAAAGCAAGGCAACUACAAACGGAUCAAGGACCGGCAAAUUGUUUUUUUUGCCAGAUCUCCAGAAAGCAACUACUUAAAGCUGAAGACCUACGCUGAUAUAACCGAGGACCGCGACUUGGAGGCUAAGCUCUGCUUUGUGGAAAAAUACGAUGCUCUCGUUCCGAUGUUGGUGAAUCUUAUUAAGAAGCACUCGGAGGAAAACAUGAAAAAUGCAGGCACGUCAUUUUGGACGUUAAUUCAUCCCCUGACUCACUUCAUACUUGGUACGGUCCACAAAGCAAAAGGCCUUGAAUUUAAAAAUGUGGCAGUCGGUGAAGACUUUGUCAAGGUUUCAAAACCAAGACACCAAGUCACGUCGGUUGACUUCGUUGCCAGAAGUAGAGUCCCCUCCGAUGAAUGGAACCUGCUCUACGUAGCGGUGACUCGUGCUAAAAGAGCACUGGUCAUCACAAGAGACAUCCGCUGCAUCAUAACUUGGACUGGCGAAUACUUCUUGAAGUCAGUCCCGCCUUUGACAGGAGGUUUUUCGGCAAUAUGCAGCACUUCCUACUGUCCCAACUGUGUGACGCCGGGUGCUGCCUUCAUGAUGUGCAAGAGACUAAUCAAAUAUAGAACCGGCGUGUCUUACGGAGGCCCUCUGUGCGAGAAAUGCGUGUUGACUCGCGUGGGUUCGGUGGCCUAUCUCAUGACGGAGGGGAUUCUAUCCAUGGCUUGA
Molecule: messenger RNA, 2820 nt
Organism: Nerophis lumbriciformis (worm pipefish)
Lineage: Eukaryota; Metazoa; Chordata; Actinopteri; Syngnathiformes; Syngnathidae
Source: RefSeq, a predicted model, not a curated record